AUGGCCUCCCACAGCGAGCCAGCAGAGAAGGCGGCGGCGGCACCCGAGGCGCUGCAGGAGCAGAACGGCGGCGAGAACACUACGCAGCCGAAGGAGGACGCCGUUGUGCAGGAGGCGGCAGACAUAGGCAGCGGAGUGACGGACGCCUUGCUCGAGCACUCGGACACGGUGCAGCACCAGCUCUACGCCCAGCGGGGCCGCGUCGCCAUGGCGCUCGCUCGCAUCAGCGCCUCGAAGAGCUUCAGCUGCCAUGAGGAGAUGGAGCGGGCUCACGCGACGGUGCUGCUCAAGAUGCAGAUCGAAGAGCUCGCGGCGGCAACCGACAAGGCCUUUCCCGUGCUGGACUACGCGAUGUACCAGUGCGACGAGCUGGGGGACUUCUACAGCAAGUGGACGCACAGUGGCCACGGCUGGGGCUGCGACGAGGUCGCGAAGGACGGGGCGCCCACCAUGGGCGGCGGGGCAGCGGCCGAGACCGUCAUCAGCAUCCAGCCUCAAAGGCCGCCGCGUAGGUUCCCCGGCCCAGCGGUCAAGGGAGGGACCACGCACGGAGUAAAGAUCGUGAAGCCACCUCUGCAGGAGCAGCCGCCCCUGCAGGACAUGGCGCAGCAGCCGCCCCCGACGCAGCGCCCCAGCAGCAGCGACGUCAGAACGUACGACCAGGAGGCAGCACGCGCUGCGGGGUGGGGAGUCGGCAUCGGCGGCCCUAGCACCAGCACGCAGAACACAGAGGGGGUCGAAGCGUGA
This is a messenger RNA of Prorocentrum cordatum, 747 nucleotides long. Lineage: Eukaryota; Dinophyceae; Prorocentrales; Prorocentraceae. The record is from the annotation of a GenBank genome assembly.